Messenger RNA from Salmo salar (Atlantic salmon), 5432 nucleotides. RefSeq lists its product as uncharacterized. Gene Ontology annotation, cellular component: nucleus. The record is from RefSeq and is a predicted model, not a curated record. Gene Ontology annotation, biological process: regulation of transcription by RNA polymerase II. Gene Ontology annotation, molecular function: RNA polymerase II cis-regulatory region sequence-specific DNA binding; DNA-binding transcription activator activity, RNA polymerase II-specific. NCBI's taxonomy places the organism in Eukaryota, Metazoa, Chordata, Actinopteri, Salmoniformes, Salmonidae.
CCGGAAGUAGUUCUAGGCGGUUCUGUCAACAUAGCUAGCCUGCUUAGAUAAACCUUACUCAAAAGCAUUGUAGCUAGAGUUAUUUACAAAUAUAUCUUCUAUAUACUUGGCGUAGACUAUUUCCAUCCUGUGAUAACGUAGAUAUGGAACUAUUAAACCAGACAGACGUGAAGUUACAAACGACAAGUUAAGCUAACAUUAUUAGCUAGCUAAGUACCGUUAGCUAGCUCAGUAUGCUAUGCUAACUUAGCCUGCUAUCUAUUUUUGCGAAAUAGCUGUGAUUUCUCAUAGCAAAGCAACAUUUGAACUGAUUGCUUGCUACAGCCAGAGAACAACAUUUUCUCGGCAAUUUUGUUGUUGUUGCUUUGGCUCACACAAUGUAUGAGGAUUUUGAUGAACCCCAGUCAAAUCUACUGGUUCCUGACUGUAUCCAUGGUGACCAGAGCACAAGCGGUCCAGAGAUGGUUCCUAGGAGCCUUGACUACUUCAGGGACUUUCUAAGAUUGAGAGGAGAGACAGGAGAGAGUUCCAGCCGUCACUCUGACAGUGAGGGGACAAGUUCUACCUCAGGAGAACCUGAACGACAGGAGGACAAUCACACAGCCAAGAACACACACAGCUGCAGAGAGUGUGGAGAGGAGUUCCCUACCCAGCAUUAUCUAAGAAAACAUCGUAACACAACACACACAGGAGAGAAGAAGACCAGUCCCAAACCCAGGAAGAGCUACAGCUGCCUGGACUGUGGGAAGGAGUUCCCAUGUCCAUCUAAACUACAACGACACCUUCUGACUCACACAGGAGAGAGGCCCUGCUUCUGUUCUGACUGUGGGAAGAGUUUCACUCGGGAGGAACAUCUGAAGACACACCAGCGGUUCCACUGUUCUAAUGGGGAGGGCAGUCCCUCUAUAUCGGGAGAUCCUGAACAGGCAAAGAACUGCUGCCUGGAGUGUGGAAGAGAGUUCUCUAGUGCUUACAAACUACGCAGACACCUGCUGACACACACGGGGGAAAAGCCUCACUCCUGCUCCGUGUGUGGGAAGAGUUAUACUUAUCUACACACCUUGAAAUCACAUGAGCUGAAACACACCGGGGAGAAGUCUUACAAAUGUUCCGUGUGUGAGAAGAGCUUCAACCAAAAGGGAAAUUUGAACCAACACAUGCUAGUGCACACUGGUGAGAAACCUUUCUCCUGCUCUGUCUGUGGCAAGUGCUUCACCCAGAAAGCCAACCUGACUGCCCACCAGCUCUCCCACACAGGAGAGAAGCCUUUCUCCUGUUCCAUCUGUAGGAAGGGCUUCACUCAGAAAGCAUAUCUGAAACAACACCAGAAACUGCACACUGGAGAGAAGCCUUACGCCUGCUCCGAGUGUGACAAGAGAUUUACCUUCUGUACAUCCUUGAAAAGACACCAGCUGCAACACACAGGAGAGAAACCGGACUUGCUAAAUUUGAAAGAAAUACACCAACAGUCACACGGCAAAAAAGUUGAAAGUCUGUCUGCAUCAGCAGCAGAACCUGAACAACACCAGGAGAAUCACAAAAGUAAGACGUCGUCUCACUGCUGCUCAGAAUGUGGGAAACAUUUCAAAACUUCAUCAUCUCUACAGAUCCACAUGAGAAUCCACACAGGAAAGAAGCCAUACCCCUGCCCCGACUGUGGGAAGAAUUUUGCUACAAAAGGAAGUUUGAAUUUGCACCAGCGGUCACACACAACAGAAGCAGAGAAACCCAUCCACUGUGAGGAGGAGAGCACAUCACAGGGGCAGGAGAUGGUAUCUGAUAACCUACAGGACCUCUGUCAAACACUGGGGCUGAAGGCUAAAGUCGAGGAGAAGGACGAGGUGGAGGAGGAUGGAGAAGAGGCGACGGAUAAUGCAGAGGAAGUUGGAGGGCUGAUUAAUUCUGAUGGAGAAGAAGUUGACUGGGAUUCUGUUCAACAUAGAGAAGGUCCUGUCCAUGGCUCUGGUAGUGAAGGAGGAAGUUCCCCUACAUCACACAUCAACAAGGAUCCUGGGGCUCAAUCGGGGUCGACAGAGUCCCUGGGUCCUGACCGAAGACAUGAGGAGGACAUCACUCAAACACCUGGGAUGAACAUUCAUAUUGAAGAAGAGGAGGAGGAGGAAGAAGAGGAGGAGGAAGAAGAAGAGGAGGAGGAAGAAGAGGAGGAGGAAGAGUGGGAGGUGGAAGAGGAAGAAGAGGGUGAAGAUGAAGAAGAGGAGGAGGAAGGGGAGGAAGAGGAAGUUGGUGAUCUGUUGAAUUCUGUAGUAGAACAAGCUUCCUGGGAUACUCCUCAUCUUGGAAUGAGUCCUAACUCCUGCCACGGUAGUGAGGGAACGACCUCAACACCAGGAGCACUGGAGCAACAACACCAGGAGAAAGAGAAGACACAGGGGACCAAACGGAAGAAGAGUCCAGAACGAAAGCAGCCGAAGAAAGAAGAGAAACCGAAGAAGGAGAAGAAACCGAAGAAGGAGAAGAAAGCUAAGAUGACCCACCGCUGCUUUAAAUGUGGAGAGGGAUUCUCCCGUAUCUACGACAUGCUCUUACACCAGACCAUUCAUAUAGAUGGAACUACCAUGUUCAAAACUAAGAAGGUUCACCGCUGCUUAACGUGUGGUUACGAAGCAUCCGAUGCACAUAAACUGAUGAUGCACGAGCGGAUACACACGGGAGAGAAGCCUUUCCAGUGCUCUGUGUGUGGGAAGAGAUUCGCUCAGAAAGGAAAUCUGAAAAUACACCAGAGUGUGCACAAAGGAGAAGUCAGGAAUCCCAGUUUCUGGCCUGACAUUGUGGAGAGGCUUCCUACAAUAGGUGUCCCGGACCAAUACCAUGACAACCAUACAGCUAAGCCAAUAGGAGUUCUGGAUCAAUACCAUGACAACCACACAGCUAAGCCAAUAGGAGUCCUGGACCAAUACCAUGACAACCACACAGCUAAGCCAAUAGGAGUCCUGGACCAAUACAAUGACAACCGCAUAGCUAAGCCAAUAGGAGUCCUGGACCAAUACCAUGACAACCGCACAGCUAAGCCAAUAGGAGAGGAAUGCCAAACUCCAACUCUACAGAUACACAUGAGAACUCACACUGUAGAGAACCAGUCUAAUCCACAGUGCCCUCUCUGCGGGGCAGAGUUCUCUCAAAAAGGCCUUCUGGAUGAUCACCUGGUGAUCGCCCACUCCCAUGAGAAACCAGAGAAACCUUACCCCUGUCCAGACUGUGGGAAGAGAUUCUCCAGCAAGAGUUACAUCAAGAUCCACCGGAAGAUCCACAGUGGGAAGAUCUCUUACCACUGCGUCCAGUGUGAUAAGACUUUCCUGUCAGCGGAGGGGCUCAAGAAGCACGAGAGUGCUCACCGAGGAGAGAGGCCGUACCGAUGCCCUGCGUGUGGCAAGUGUUUCAAACAACAAUCCCAGCUGACCUGUCACUUCAAGAUCCACACCGGAGAGAGGAGCCAUCUCUGCUUCCUGUGUGGGAAGAGUUUCGCAAGAGAGUUUGACCUCAGGGUGCAUCUCAGAGUCCACUCUGGAGAGAAGCCCUACCAGUGCCAUGAGUGUGGCAAGAGCUACAGGUACAGAGCAGGCAUCCGGUCACACAUGCAGCAGAUGCACCCUGGGAAGCCUAUAGUGGAACCAACCCCACCCAUCCCCACAGGCCCUCGCUACGGCAGUGGAGGAAGUGGUCUUCCAACAUCCCUUAUCAGAAAGGAUCCUGGUGACCAAUCCAGCCCUAAAGCUAUAGAGUCCCAGGGUCCUGAUCCAAGCCAUGGCAGCAAGGCAUCCAGUCAUACACCUCGGUUGAAGGCCAGAGCUGAAGAAGAGGAGGAAGAGGAGGAAGAAGAAGAAGAGGAAGAGGUGAACGUUGAUGGUUCGGGUAAUUCUGAAGAAGACGACGCCAGUUGGAAACCUGCUCUUCGUCUUGCCAAGACCGGUGGCGGUGGUCCCUCUUCAUCAGGAGGACAGAGAAAACACCGGAAGAAACAACAGGUCAAACGGAAAACCAGAGUCAAAGAAGGCAAACAGAAGCAACCCAAAGCCAAGAGGUUUAACAACCGUCGCUGCUUUAAAUGUGGAGAGGGAUUCCCCCGGGAAUAUGAGCUGUUGCUACACCUGCAGACACAUCUAGAUUACAACUGCUACGUGUGUGGAGCACCGUUCAACAACAAAGAGCUGCUGCAGAGACAUCAGGAAGAGCACACCGAGGAGAGUCUGGGUGUGUUCUCUGGUGAGGCAGCAGGUCCAACUACAGGACAGCAGCUGGGGAGAGGGAAGAGGACUCACCGAUGUCCAACCUGUGGCAAAGAACUAUCCGACGCGUCCAAGCUGAAGUUACACGUGAGAAUCCACACCGGGGAGAAACCUUACUGUUGCUCCCUGUGUGGAAAGGGUUUCACUCAGCCAGGGAACCUGAAAACACACAUGAAAACACACAGAGAUGGGAACCCUAGUUUGUUGUCUGCUGGUGGGUUAGCUCCCUCUACAUCAAGAGGUCCUGAACACCACCGGGAGAAUCACACCGUCGCCGCAGCAGCAGUUCAGGAGAACUUCAACCGUCCAGAUCUAUCGUCAGUACAGAAACACAUGACGUCUCAGGACAGCGGAGAGAAGUCCUCUUUCUUCUGCGCGCUGUGUGGGGAGGAGUUCUCUGAGAAGGCACAGUUAGAAGAACACCGGUUGGCUCACAACAACAAGAAGCCUUUCCCCUGCCCUGACUGUGGCAAGAGGUUCCGCAGUAAUUACUACGUUAAGAUCCACAUGCGAAUGCACACCGGGGAGAGGCCUUACCAAUGCGCUGAGUGUGGGAAGGGCUUCAUCACAGAAGAAGGGCUGAAGAAGCACGAGAGCGCUCACCGGGGAGAGAGACCCCACCUCUGCCCCGAGUGCGGAAAGAGAUUCAAGCAACAGUCCCAACUUACAUGUCACUUCCGUAUGCACACUGGACAGAAGAGCCACCUCUGCUCCGUCUGUGGGAAGAGUUACUUCAGAGAAUUUGACCUCAAGGUUCACCUCAGAGUCCACACGGGAGAGAAGCCCCAUCAGUGUGAGGAGUGUGGGAAGAGUUUCUACUAUCUACAGGGACUCCGGCAGCACCAGAGGACCCACGCUCCCAAGCCCAUCGGACCGACCCGCCAGCUAGGCAGGCCUAAGCAGUCGUCCAGCGCGGACAGCAUGGACAUACCAAACCAAUCACCCAGGACGGGAAGGCCCAGGCCAGCUCCUAGAGUAGAGAGACCCGUGCCUCUACCCAGAGUGGAGAGACCCAUGCCUCUAGGCCUACCUAGAGUUGAGAGUGAUCUGGAGAGACCUCACUGGCAGUACUGGCACCUUUAAAUGGGACAUUUUCAAUUUUUGUUGUUGUUUGAACUAGAGGUCGACCGACUAUGAUUUUUCAACGCCGAUACCGAUUAUUGGAGGACCAAAACAAGCCGAUACCAA